Messenger RNA from Fukomys damarensis (Damara mole-rat), 2078 nucleotides. RefSeq names its product angiopoietin like 7 (gene Angptl7). The transcript is spliced from 5 exons. The record is from RefSeq and is a predicted model, not a curated record. Lineage: Eukaryota; Metazoa; Chordata; Mammalia; Rodentia; Bathyergidae. Bases 227 to 1261 code for a protein of 344 amino acids.
UUGGGAGAGCAGUCAGGCUUGAGAAGGAAAGCGACAGGGAACCCAUUAGGCUCCACUUUCAGAAACUCAAGCUUUCUGAGGAAGGUGAAGGAAGAGUGAGGAAAGAGAGAACAGCACAGUGAGGUCAUCCAGAGUGAGGGUAGAAGGCUUGCUGCAGCUCCGCAGACCUCUGCUGGCCAUAUCAGCCUCCCCUGAAGGAAGACCCCUUCCCCCGGCCCCACGGAAGAUGCUCACCAAGACUCUCUUGACUGUGACCUGGCUCGGCAUUUUCAUCAUGGCUUUUGCCAGCCCCCCAGUGCGACUGCAAAAGCCCCCUAAGCACAAGACACACCCCCAGGUUCAAGGGGCCACCUGCUGCAAGGAGGUGAAGGAGCUCAAGGCGCACACGGCCAACCUGAGCGGUGUGCUGAGCGAACUGAGCCAGAAGCAGGAGCGGGACUGGGUCAGCGUGGUCAUGCAGGUGAUGGAGCUGGAAAGUGCCAGCAAGCGCCUGGAGUCGCGGCUCACAGACGCCGAGAGCAAGUACUCAGAGAUGAACAACCAGCUGGGCAUUGUGCAGCUGCAGGCGGCGCAGACUGUCACACAGACCUCGGCAGAUGCCAUCUAUGACUGCUCUUCCCUCUACCAGAAGAACUACCACAUCUCCGGGGUAUACAAGCUUCCUCCGGAUGAAUUCCUGGGCAGCCCUGAGCUGGAGGUGUUCUGUGACAUGGAGACUUCGGGUGGAGGCUGGACCAUCAUCCAGAGACGGAGGAGCGGCCUUGUCUCCUUCUACCAGGACUGGCAGCAGUACAAGCAGGGCUUCGGCAGCAUCCGUGGGGACUUCUGGCUGGGAAAUGAACAUGUCCACCGGCUCACCAGACAGCCAACCCAGCUCCGUGUGGAGCUGGAGGACUGGGAGGGUGAGGUGCGCUACGCCGAGUACAGCCACUUUGCUGUGGCCAACGAAGUGAACAGCUACCGCCUCUUCCUGGGGAACUACAGGGGCGACGCGGGGAACAACGCUCUCCUCUACCACAACAACACGGCCUUCAGCACCAAGGACAAGGACAAUGACAACUGCCUGGACAAGUGUGCGCAGCUCCGCAAAGGUGGAUACUGGUACAACUGCUGCACGGACUCCAACCUCAAUGGGGUGUACUACCGCCAGGGGGACCACAGGCAGCACCUGGACGGCAUCACCUGGUACGGCUGGCACGGCGCCAGCUACUCCCUCAAACGGGUGGAGAUGAAAAUCCGCCCCGAAGGCUUCAGGCCCUGAAAGAAGGCUGCUGAGGAGCAGGGCCACAGCAAGGGGACACAGAGACUGGGAGGGCUGUGUGGGACAGGAAGCGGCUGUAGAGAGAAAGGGCAGGAUGGGCAAUGGCCUGCGAGCUCCAAGGGGAGAGUACCUCUCCGAGAGACAUAAAAUAAUUUAAUAUAUACGCAGUCAAAGCCAGCACAGGCACACAGUAAAAGGGUUUGCAUCAAGGAUGUCCUGGAAAUGGGAUGACCCAGCAGGUCCUGCCAUGUACUACUUACUCAGGGCCGGUGGAGUGGGCUCACUCUGGCCCCCGCCCCUGACAAAACAACUGUUUAUCCGUUUUCUCUAAGUUAUGUGAGUCAAAAAGCAAAUACCUGUGCUAAAAAGAACUGUGUUACUUUGACUCUCAAAGGUGAAGCCUGAGUGUCACAAAAGGGAGCAGAAGUGGGUGACAGAGGCGAGGAGAUUCUGCUUUUAAAUCAAACGAAAUCAUCGUUAGCACACACAAAAGCUGCUGGGCCGGAGAUGAGCUGUGUCUGCUGAGACCCCAGGGCCCUGGGCCUCUCGAUGGGACCCUUGGAGCCCCUCCUGUCAACUGGGUCAGGGAACGGCACCUAGAGAGAGGCGAGGUGUGGGUCUGGAGCAGCAGGGAGUACAGGGGCGGUGGGAUGGGGAUGCAGCCCCUCGUGGACCCGCGCACAAACCUGCCUACAACUGUCACAGUCAACAGCAACACAUCUAUUUUUAUUAACUUUGUAAGAAAUGGGCUCAAAGAGCUUCCUUUUUUAUCUUGUUGAUAAGAAAUGGCUGAAAAAUGAAGACAGGCGGAGCUAUG